CUUGUGCCCACUCUGUGCUCUUUGAUUGGACAAGGCAGUAACGUUAGCAACCACGCAGAACGGCCAAGGAGUGUAAAUGUUCAAAACGAAAACGUCAACUGCACAACCAACGCGAAUAUUCCGACUUUCAAGUGGAAUAUAACCUACGUUGGCAACACCGACGACGUUUAUCGCAAAGCAGCUGUCGGGUGAGCAAUGCCGCCGGCCCCCAGCUGCGACUGCCCCCACCUGGACUGCGUGGGGGAGAUCACCAAGGAGGAACUCAUCCACAAGUCACACGGCCAGUGUCAAGAUUGUAAAGUUGGAGGACCAAAUUUGUGGGCUUGUUUGGAGAAUGGCUGUGCAUACGUUGGCUGUGGAGAAUCCCAUGUGGACCACAGCACUGGACACUCGCAGGAGACCGGCCACAACCUGACGGUGAACCUGACCACGCUGCGAGUGUGGUGUUAUGCCUGCGGCAAGGAGGUCUUCUUGGACCGUAAACUAGUCCCUCAGACCCCGCAGUCCAACAGCAAGCCUCUUGCUUCCUCUCAGCAGGGUAACGACAGAGCCUCUCCUAUGAGCCCCGCCUCCCUCCGUGGGACCCCCAAUGGCGUUUCCGAAGACCUGGAUAUGGAGACGGAGGAAGAGGAUGACAUGCGUGCUCGAGGCUUGACUGGACUGAAGAACAUCGGCAACACGUGCUACAUGAACGCUGCUCUACAGGCCCUGUCCAACUGCCCGCCGUUGACGCAGUUUUUCCUCGAGUGCGGCGGCCUGGUACGGACAGACAAGAAGCCAGGGCUUUGCAAGAGCUACCAAAAACUCGUGUCUGACCUGUGGCACAAGAACAGACCCUCCUACGUGGUCCCGACUAAUCUAUUCCAGGGAAUCAAAGCCAUCAACCCAAUGUUCAGAGGAUAUUCUCAGCAGGACUCGCAGGAGUUUCUGCGCUGCUUGAUGGACCAGCUGCACGAAGAGUUGAAGGAGACGCUGCCGGAGCCAUACGAGCCAUCCGGCAGCGGCACGGUGGAUGACAGCCCGCCCAAGGAGGAGAACCAUAACCAGUCGGACAACGACUUUCAGUCAUGCGAGUCGUGCGGGUGCAGCGAUCGGGCCGAUGGCGAAGCACUUCACGCAGACGUGCCCACCGUCGUCGUCGACAACGAGGCCGAGAUGCUGAUUCCCGAGCAGGCCGACGUCCAGGCCAACAGAGAGUGGCAAAAGGAGAAGAACAUGAUCAACGACAUCUACCGCGCCGGGGAGAACACAGAAGCGGACAUGGACAAAGAUGUUGACACCACCACAGAGACCACGCCCAUUAUCAGCAGUCAGGGACACAUUAAGACACAAAGCAGGACAUCGGAGUCCUUUCCCGAUAUCCAAAUCUCCAACAUCACAAGACCGCAAAGUCCGGUUCCUCUGCAGGCCCACAAAAUGUCCAGCAGCCCGCCCAAAGCUUCCUCUGUGUGGCCCAGCCUCAACACUGCACACAAGAAAGCGAUGAGCGCGUUCUCCCCACCCAAGAGCAAGUGUCAGAGGAGGUACCGUAGCGUCAUCUCGGACGUGUUCGACGGGACUAUUGUGAGCUCUGUGCAGUGCCUCACCUGUGAUCGGGUGUCGGUCACGCUGGAGAACUUCCAGGACAUCUCCUUACCCAUCCCGGGAAAGGAGGACCUGGCCAAACUGCACUCCGCUACCCACCAGACAUCCCUGGUGAAAGCCGGCUCCUGCGGGGAAGUCUACGCGCCACAGGGGUGGAUUGCAUUUGUCAUGGAAUACAUCAAGAGCUGGUUCUGGGGUCCGGUGGUCACGCUACAAGAUUGUCUCGCGGCCUUCUUCGCCAGGGACGAGCUGAAAGGCGACAACAUGUAUAGCUGUGAAAAAUGCAAGAAGUUACGAAAUGGAGUCAAGUUUUGCAAAAUGCAAAGUUUGCCAGAGAUUCUGUGUAUCCACCUGAAGCGCUUCAGGCAUGAGCUGAUGUUCUCCACCAAGAUUGGCACCCAUGUCUCCUUCCCUUUAGAGGGCCUGGACCUGCAGCCCUUCUUAGCCAAGGACAGCUCAACACAGACUACCAACUACGACCUGUUGUCAGUCAUUUGCCACCAUGGCACUGCCAGCAGUGGCCACUACAUUGCAUACUGUCGGAACGACCUCAACAAUCUUUGGUAUGAGUUUGAUGACCAAAGCGUGACUGAGGUGUCAGAGUCUUGUGUCCAGAAUGCUGAGGCUUAUGUGCUUUUCUACAAGAAGAGCAACGAGGAUACAGUGAAGGAGCGCAAUAGGGUGUCGGGCUUGCUCAACAUGAUGGAGCCCAGCCUAUUACAGUUCUACAUUUCCCGCCAAUGGCUCAAUAAGUUCAAGACCUUUGCUGAGCCGGGGCCCAUCUCCAACGAAGAUUUCCUGUGCCCGCACGGAGGUGUUCCACCCAACAAAGCAAAUUACAUUGAGGAGCUGGCCGUAGUGGUACCACAGACCGUGUGGGACCACCUGUACAGCAGGUACGGGGGAGGACCUGCCGUCAAUCACCUGUACAUCUGCAACACGUGCCAGAUUGAGGUUGAGAAACUGGAGAAGCGGCGCAAGUCAGAGCUGGACAUGUUUGUCCGGCUGAACAAGGCCUUCCAGGAUGAGGAGUCUCCGGUGGUCAUAUCCUGCAUCAGCAUGCAGUGGUUCCGUGAGUGGGAGGGCUUUGUCAAAGGGAAAGACAAUGAUCCUCCAGGCCCCAUUGAUAAUUCCAAGAUAGCAGUGAGCAAGAUUGGCCAUUUAACACUCAAACAAGGCGCAGACUCGGGCCAAAUCUCAGAGGAGACAUGGAACUUCCUGCAUGCCAUCUACGGUGGCGGCCCACUGGUGACUGUGCGGCCCAGCGUGGUCACCGGCCACCAGGAAGCGGACGCCUCCCACCAGUCAGAGGAAAAGAUCGAGGUGGAGACGCGCUCGCUUUAAAAACAAAUUCAAACAAAGAACAAGGCAACGAGUUAAAAAAAAGCCUUUUUAAUUUUUUGCACCUUGAUUUGAAACGCAUUCACGCAAAAAAAAAGGACGCCGGCAUUAACUGCUUACGCGACAACUCGCUCCAAAAAGGGAAUCAAAACCUUGUCGUGUUGUACAAA
Molecule: messenger RNA, 3095 nt
Organism: Hippocampus zosterae (dwarf seahorse)
Lineage: Eukaryota; Metazoa; Chordata; Actinopteri; Syngnathiformes; Syngnathidae
Gene: usp33
Product: ubiquitin specific peptidase 33
Exons: 24
Coding region: 196-2928 (910 amino acids)
Biological process (GO): protein deubiquitination
Molecular function (GO): cysteine-type deubiquitinase activity; zinc ion binding
Source: RefSeq, a predicted model, not a curated record